AUGGAAAUACCCUUGGGGGUUCGAAAAGGUGCAUGGACAGAAGAGGAAGAUAAUCUUCUGAGGAAGUGCAUUGAGAAAUAUGGUGAAGAAAAAUGGCAUCAAAUUCCUCUAAGAGCAGGUUUAAAUAGAUGCCGGAAAAGCUGUAGGUUGAGGUGGCUGAACUAUCUCAAACCAAAUAUCAAGAGAGGAGAAUUUGAAGCAGAUGAAGUUGAACUAAUUUUGAGGCUCCAUAAGCUGCUAGGCAACAGAUGGUCACUGAUUGCAGGUAGGCUUCCAGGAAGAACAGCGAAUGAUGUGAAGAACUACUGGAACACGCACCUGCGAAAAAAGACUGUUUCUUGCAACGAAUAUAUCAAAGAAAAGGGCCGAAAGACUGGAACUGUGAACAUUAUUAGACCUCGUCCUCAGGCCUUCUCCAAAAACAUAAGAUGGUUGAAGGACAAAAGUAUUGUUGAGAACACUGUUCAAUCAGAAGACAAUUCUCUCUGCCAGCCAUCUACAACAUUGGAUCCACAGGAUAGUGAAAGUGUGUGGUGGGAAAACGUGUUAAGUGGAAAGGAAUUUGAUCAAGGUGCUUCCAGCUCUUCGGGUCGGCAAGAAGAGGAGGUUAUGCCUAUGGCAAACCUUUUGGAGGAAAAUUCUUCACCGGGGACAACAAAGGGGGAAGAGAACAAUAUUUUUUAUGAAGUAGGCCAGACUUUGCCCACUGAUUUAUGGCUUGACGUUAACCUUUGGAAUCUUUUCAACACAGAACAACAAAAGUUCAUUUAAUGGUGUCCUUAAAGAUUACUAGCUAGGUCUCAUCGCAUCAAGUUGCCCCAAAAUGUUCUUGUGUAUGAUAAUUUAUUUUCUACUUUUGACGUGGAGUAAUUUACUUCGUUCUGUUGUGCCUUGUGCGGCAUGCA
Molecule: messenger RNA, 905 nt
Organism: Pistacia vera
Lineage: Eukaryota; Viridiplantae; Streptophyta; Magnoliopsida; Sapindales; Anacardiaceae
Product: transcription factor MYB90-like
Exons: 3
Coding region: 1-771 (256 amino acids)
Source: RefSeq, a predicted model, not a curated record